Molecule: messenger RNA, 1356 nt
Organism: Trichosporon asahii var. asahii CBS 2479
Lineage: Eukaryota; Fungi; Basidiomycota; Tremellomycetes; Trichosporonales; Trichosporonaceae
Exons: 1
Coding region: 1-1356 (451 amino acids)
Biological process (GO): peptide metabolic process; proteolysis
Cellular component (GO): mitochondrial intermembrane space
Molecular function (GO): metalloendopeptidase activity
Source: RefSeq, a predicted model, not a curated record
AUGGGCUACGAGGGCCGCACCAUCUCGAACGUCCCCGUUCUCGAUGAGAUCCUCAAGAUCCGUCGCCAGAUCGCCGACCUCAUGGGUUUUGAGACGUACGCCGACUUCAUCCUCGACGUCAAGAUGGCCAAGAACUCGAAGACGGCACUCGACUUCCUGUACGACCUCAAGGACAAGCUGACGCCGAUUGGUGAGGCGGAGAAGAAGGUCUUCCUUCAGAUGAAGAAGGAGGAGCACGCCAAGCGUGGCCUCGACUUUGACAACGAGCUUUACCUCUGGGACUACCGCUACUACGACCGCCUGUGGACGGAGCAGAAGCUCGGCCUCGACGACGAGAAGGUCAAGGAGUACUUCCCGGUCAACAAGGUUGUUCCCACGAUUCUCGACAUCUACCGCAAGCUGCUCAGUGUCAACUUCUACCCGAUCCCCAAGGACUCGCCCGAGGGCAAGUUCUGGCACGACGACGUGCAGGGUUACGCUGUCUGGGAUCACCAGGACGGCAAAGACGGCGACUUCCUCGGCUUCAUGUAUCUCGACCUCUUCCCUCGCGAGAACAAGUAUGGCCACGCCGCCGUCUGGGGUCUGAUCCCCGGAUUCACCAAGGAGGACGGCGAGCGCUCGUACCCUGUCGUGUGCAUGGUCGCGAACCUGGCCAAGCCGACGCCGAACCGCCCCGCGCUCAUGAAGCACAGCGACGUCGUCACGUUUUUCCACGAGAUGGGCCACGCGUUCCACGGGCUGUGCUCCAAGACGCAGAUCCCCCGCUUCCAUGGUACCUCGGUCGCGCGCGACUUUGUCGAGGCGCCCUCGCAGAUGCUCGAAAACUGGUGCUUCAUCCCCGAGCAGCUCAAGGAGAUGUCGGAGCACUACGAGACGGGUGAGCAUCUCCCGGACGACUUGAUCGAGGGUAUUGUGAAGAGCAAGAACGCCAACCUCGGCCUGUUCAACCUGCGCCAGCUCUUCCUCGGCAUCUUCGACAUGACAAUGCACACUUCCAAGGAGGACCUCGACCUGAGCAAGCUCUGGUGCGAGACGCGCGAGAAGGUGUCGCUCGUGUCGACCGACGGCGAGGUCGUCGGUGGCCAGAGCGCAUUCGGACACAUUGCGGGCGGCUACGAAGCCGGCUACUAUGGCUACCUGUACUCUCAGGUCUUCGCCGCCGACAUGUUCGAGACUGUGUUCCGCGCCGACCCCAUGUCGCCCGCCAGCGGCAUGAAGUACCGCGACUCGAUUCUUAAGCCUGGCGGCAGCCGGGAGGAGAUGGAUUCGCUCAAGGAGUUCCUCGGCCGCGAGCCCAACAAUGAGGCGUUCCUCAAGCAGCUCCUCAGCGGCGCCGAGCCCGAGGCGAAGCUUUAA